Molecule: messenger RNA, 1618 nt
Organism: Gigantopelta aegis
Lineage: Eukaryota; Metazoa; Mollusca; Gastropoda; Neomphalida; Peltospiridae
Product: zinc finger protein 726-like
Exons: 1
Coding region: 57-1475 (472 amino acids)
Biological process (GO): regulation of cytokine production; negative regulation of transcription by RNA polymerase II; regulation of immune system process
Source: RefSeq, a predicted model, not a curated record
UUAAAUGUAUUGUGUGCAGAAAAUGUUUUGCACGCAAAAGAUUCUUAAAAAACCACAUGUUUAUUCAUACUGGUGAGAAACCUUUAAAAUGUGAUAUGUGCACAAAAUGUUUUGCAAAAAGUUCCACUUUGAAAACUCACAAAAUGCUUCAUACUGGUGAGAAACCUUUCAAAUGUGAUAUGUGCACAAAAUGUUUUAGAGAAAGUUCCAGUUUGAAAACUCACAAAAUUGUUCAUACCGGUGAGAAACCUUUCAUUUGUGGAGUGUGUGCAAAAUGUUUUACAAGCAAAAGUGUCUUAAAACGCCAUAUAUUGAUUCAUACUGGUGAGAAACCUUUCAAAUGUGAGAUGUGCACAAAAUGUUUUACACGAAGUUCCAGUUUGAAAACUCACAAAAUGCUUCAUACUGGUGAGAAACCUUUUAUAUGUAUUGUGUGCAGAAAAUGUUUUUCACGAAAAAGAACCUUAAAAAGCCACAUGUUUAUUCAUACUGGUGAGAAACCUUUCAAAUGUGAUAUGUGCACAAAAUAUUUUACACAAAGUUCCAGUUUGAAAACUCACAAAAUGCUUCAUACUGGUGAGAAACCUUUUAAAUGUAUUGUGUGCAGAAAAUGUUUUGCAAGCAAAGGAACCUUAAAAAACCACAUGUUUAUUCAUACUAGUGAGAAACCUUUCAAAUGUGAUAUGUGCACAAAAUGUUUUACAGAAAGUUCCAGUUUGAAAACUCACAAAAUGCUUCAUACUGGUGAGAAACCUUUCAAAUGUGAUAUGUGCACAAAAUGUUUUACAAAAAGUUUCAAUUUGAAAACUCACAAAAUGCUUCAUACUGGUGAGAAACCUUUCAAAUGUGAUAUGUGCACAAAAUGUUUUACAAAAAGUUCCUGUUUGAAAACUCACAAAAUUGUUCAUACUGGUGAGAAACCUUUCAAAUGUGAUAUGUGCACAAAAUGUUUUACAGAAAGUUCCUGUUUGAAAAAACACAAAAUGCUUCAUACUGGUGAGAAACCUUUCAAAUGUGAUAUGUGCACAAAAUGUUUUACACAAAGUUCCAGUUUGAAAACUCACAAAAUGCUUCAUACUGGUGAGAAACCUUUCAAAUGUGAUAUGUGCACAAAAUGUUUUAGACUAAGUUCCCGUUUGAAAACUCACAAAAUUGUUCAUACUGGUGAGAAACCUUUUCAAUGUUAUAUGUGCACAAAAUGUUUUAAAGAAAGUUCCAGUUUGAAAGCUCACUUAAUUCGUCAUAGCGGUAAAACGCCAUUCAAAUGUGAUAUGUGCCCAAAAUGUUUUUUACACCGUUCCAGUUUGAAAUAUCACAAAUUGCUUCAUACUGGUGAGAAACCUUUCAUUUGUGGAGUGUGUGCAAAAUGUUUUACAAACAAAAAAGUCAUAAAACGCCAUAUAUUGAUUCAUACUGGUGAGAAACCAUUCAAAUGUGAAAUUCCUCAAAAUGUUUUACAUAGAAUUCCACCUUGAGACUACAUAACAUGCUUCUUUGUGGUGAGAAACCUUUCAAAUGAGAUUUGUGCACAAAAUGUUUUACACAGAGUGCCCAAUUAAAAGACCGUAAAAUGUUUAAUUAUGGUUAGAAACCUUUCAAAUAAAAUAUCUACUCACAA